This is a messenger RNA of Ixodes scapularis (black-legged tick), 2820 nucleotides long. RefSeq lists its product as uncharacterized. Bases 1 to 2820 code for a protein of 939 amino acids. The record is from RefSeq and is a predicted model, not a curated record. The transcript is spliced from 4 exons. Lineage: Eukaryota; Metazoa; Arthropoda; Arachnida; Ixodida; Ixodidae.
AUGGAACGUCUCAAGGCAAAACGUGGAGUGAAGCGGUCGCAGAACACGAAAAUUAUCCACGAGGCGAUAGCGGGGAUGGAGACAGCGGACUUGGCAUCGCUGACUGCCUGGCUAGAAAGGUUGAAGGCCAAUAACAGGGCUCUUCAAGAGUUGAACGUGGAGAUAGAAGAUCAUAUAUCGGAACAAGACCUCGUCGCAGAAUACACUACGGUCACGGAGUACGACGACGAGGCCAUCCGAAUGAUGGCGCUGUUGGACUGCAAGGCAGACUCACUGAGACGUAAAGAACAACAGGCGCAAGCCACCCAGAUGACCACAUCCGCGACAACAUCUGCGAGUGCCACCACAGACCUGGGAAGAAAUCGCACCAACAUGACUAGCGGUGUGAAGCUUCCCAAGUUACUUCAAACUUUCAACGGCGAGUACCUGCGCAACCAUGUCACCGGACCAGCGGCGGCGGCCAUCGCUGGGCUCCAGGCAACUGAGGCCUGCUACGACGAUGCCAUUGAAAUCCUGACACUGCGCUUCGGUGAUAAACGAAGGAUCGAGCAAAAUCAUCUGGCGAAGCUCCGAGCACUGCCCCCUGUUGCCUCCGCGAAAGACACGAAAGGCCUCCGAAAGAUGUACGAUCACGUCCAGACGAACAUUCGAGGUCUGAAAGGGCUCGGCGUGCGAUCGGCAACGUACUGCACGAUGAUGUCCGAUAUCCUCCUCAAGGCCUUGCCGAGCGAAGUCGUCGUAAAUUAUCACCGGCAGCAGGCAAGCAGCACUGCCUACAGGUCGACGGGAGAAACGCAAAACAGUCCGACUUCACUGACUUCACCAGCGGUGCAGGACACCGGACACUUUGUCGACGGACCACUUUCUACCCGGAGCGCUUCAAGGCCGCCCUUUUUCGCCGAUGCCGAAGAUGAGCUCGCCGAUAUUCUAAGCUUCCUUCGGAUCGAAGUUGAGAGUAGGGAGAGAGCCGGAGUAGUAGAAGAACGGCAAGAGACGCAGAAGAAAAAGACUGAAAGACCCAGAAUGCCAGCAACCUCUGUGCUACAUGCAAAUAUCACUAGCCCCUGCUUCUUUUGCCGGUCCACAAAGCACGCAACAGAAGUAUGUACUGGCGACCUCACGUUAGAGGUGAAGAAAAAAAGGCUGGCGGAAGAAAACCGCUGCUUCAGAUGCACAAUCGGAGAGCACCGGGCGAGGGAGUGUCGGCGGAAGGUGACAUGCGCGUCGUGCUCCGGUCGACAUGCCACAUCCAUGUGCGACCCGAACUGGAAACCUAACGUGAAGAAAUCGGAUAGAGGUGCCCCUGCAACAAGCGUCCAGAACGCAAUCUCCGACAGUGCUGACGUCCCAUUGGAUUCUGAAGUGCUUCUUCAAACGUUCCGAGCCUGGGCUGAGGAAGGAAACCAAAGACUUUACGUGCAAGCCAUUAUCGAUGGAGGUAGCCAACGGACUUUCAUUCGUGAGGGUCUUUCUCGCAAACUCGGCCUCAAGGUUCUGGGAUAUGUUAGCCUCCGGCUAAAUACGUUCGGCCACUCCACGUCACGACCGCAACGUCGGCGACUAGUACAAGUACGGUUGCACAGCCAAUACGGCCAAGAAGAGUGCGUCAUCGAAGCCGUCGAGGUACCCUUCAUCUGUAAGGACGUUGUGCAGGUACCCGUCGACCACGAAUUUGUUCGCCGUAUGAUGAAAAACGGCCGUCGUAUUGCGGACAUGCUUCUUUCCCCUCUGGCCACUGCUGAAGAGGGCAUUUCCCUUCUGGUCGGUUCAGACCAGUUGUGGCGAGUGAACGGUGACCAAGUGCUGCAUUGCAAGGAAAAUCAGAAGCUGGUAGCUAUAAGCAUCAUUUUUGGCUGGACCUUUCAAGGCCCAGUGUCAAACCACAGCUCUCUCAAAGGCAGCGCCAGCAGCAUGGUAUGCGUGCUAAGAACGGAAUGCUUCACGAACGAGGACGUCGGAGACAUUCUGCGGCGUUUUUGGGAGCUAGAGAGCAUCGGAAUUUCUGACCAGCCCUCCAGCAAGAUGGAAGAACAGAACGAACUGCUGAACGAGUUCAACCGAACAAUACGGAAAGUGAAUGGACGAAUCUGGGAACAAGGAAUCGGUUGGGACGACGAUCUAACGGACGACCUACUGGUGCAAUGGCGGCGAUGGUGCGCAGAACUUCCACAAUUAGAAGAGAUAGUGAUUCCUCGCUGCAUCGUGAAGACGCCAAGAGAAGUCAUAUGUUCUCUCCAGCUACACGUCUUCUGCGACGGAAGUCCGGUGGCCUAUGGCACUUGUGCCUACCUGAGGGCUGAAGGAGAAGAUGGGAAGUUUAGUUUCGAAGAACUAACGACCAUGCUCCAAGAGGUGGAAGCCGUCGUGAAUUCUCGACCUUUGGCCCCUGUUAACGACGCUCCACACGAGCAGGAGGCUUUAACGCCUGCGCACUUCUUGUUGGGCAGGCGUCUGACGGCUUUCCCAUCAGUCAACCUAGAAACUAUACCAGGUUCUGCGAGAAAGGACAUUACCAGACGUUGGCUAUACAGGCAGCAACUACUGGACCGAUUCUGGCGGAGAUGGCGGAAGGAAUACCUCCUUCAACUCCGCUCCGCACACCGAUCGCCCGAGACGCGGACAAACGACCUACAGAACGGGGAUCUCGUUCUUGUUCACGAAGACAAGACCCCACGGCUCAUGUGGAAAACGGGGAGGAUCGAAACAGUUCAGCUGGGCAGAGACAACCACGUGCGUUCCUGUCUAGUGCGCCUACCGAGCGGGGUAACGCUUCGGCGCCCCGUGCAGCUCCUUUACCCACUGGAACUGGCAAGUGAAUGA